Molecule: messenger RNA, 2076 nt
Organism: Talaromyces rugulosus
Lineage: Eukaryota; Fungi; Ascomycota; Eurotiomycetes; Eurotiales; Trichocomaceae
Exons: 3
Coding region: 1-2076 (691 amino acids)
Molecular function (GO): protein binding
Source: RefSeq, a predicted model, not a curated record
AUGACGCCCCCCGAUACCAGUGCCGCUCGCCCAGUAAGGCGACGCCCAUCGUUGCUGCUCUCUCGCACUCGACCAAAGACCGCGAACCUCGGGGACGAGCCUGACACCACUGCAGCCCUCCCGUGGUUGAGCUCUGGCCCGUGGGCUCCGAACCCUUCUUACAACAACGGCGUCGAGGAAAGCAGCGGGCUUUCGUACUGCCAGGAUGAGGACCAUAUGAACAGUAUCUUUCUGCAAGAUAUAUCCGAGUUUCCAGAGCCGAGGCCGCGCCAUCGCUCUGCAAAAAGCUUCUCCAGCAUUCGCCAUGGCGUCGACGGGCUGCGUGCCUUUGGCCGCCGUCUUUCCGUUACCAUUCGAGGGAAAUCCUCUCGGCAUGCGUCACACGAGGGAGAUCGAGAAGUGGACGCUGCUGGGGAACUAGGAGGAACGUCUCCGGACGGAAAACAUCGAAAUGCGUGGUUCAAGGAACAGAGCAUCAACCGUCGGCCAUCCUUGCACAGCGUUUCCGCGUUGCACACCUUUUACGCCCCAACUGCCAAUAUGGCCAAUUUCAUUCCGGGCAUGGGCUUUGAGCCGCCCGUGUUUACUGAUGAGUUGUGCGGUGGUGCUGCUGCCCGGGCUGCCGCUGCGGCUCAGAACAAGUCUAGUCGAAACAUUUCAGCGGCAGACUCGAAGAUCUUUGAUUCAGAGAGUGGAAUCGGCAUUGACUUGCGUAGCUCCGACCUGUCUGAUUCAGAGCCAAGCAUUGCACGAAUAGAUCCGGUAGCCUUCUUGCCGGCAGAGCUGGUAUCGCAUGUGCUUUCCUAUUUGGACCCAAAGUCAUUGGUCAAGGCAGAAUGCGUUUCCAGGUCUUGGAGCAAGGCUGCUGCUUGCCACCAUGUCUGGCGUAAUGUCUUCCGUCAAGAAUACGGUAGCCACGCACCAAGGUCACCGACAAUGGCUAAAAAGUCGCAGUCUGCUGGCUUGGGAAAGACCAUGCCCAAUCAGGACUGGAAAAAAAUGACCUUGGUCCGACAGGCCCUAGAUCGUCGCUGGAAGGAGGGCAAGGCUGCGGCCAUUUACCUUCAAGGCCAUACCGACAGUGUCUACUGCGUGCAGUUUGAUGAACACAAAAUCAUCACCGGCUCUCGAGACCGCACUAUUCGCAUCUGGGAUGCUCAUUACCCUUGGCCGUGUCUCAAGGUCAUCGGCUCGCCUUCUGCCCAGCAGCGCGGAUCCGCAGCUACUUACGCCAACCCUCAGCCUUUGGGCAACCAGCCAUUCCUCUCCAUUUGCCCUCCGAGUCAGGCCUGGAAGGAUGUUAUCGACCGUGCAGUCCAGUUGCCCGAGUGCCACAAUGCGUCCAUCCUCUGCCUUCAGUUCGAUGACGAAAUCAUGGUCACUGGAUCCUCUGAUUUCACCUGCAUCGUGUGGGAUGUGAAGAAUGACUACAAGCCAAUUAGACGAUUGGUCGGUCAUAGGGCAGGUGUCCUAGACUGCUGCUUUGACGACCGAUACAUCAUCUCAUGUUCAAAGGACACGACUAUCUGCAUCUGGGACCGGGAAACCGGACGGCUGGUUAAGAGAUUGCUUGGCCACCGGGGACCCGUUAACGCUCUUCAGCUGCGCGGCGACCUUCUUGUGUCAGCCAGCGGAGACGGUGUAGCCAAGCUGUGGAACAUCGCAUCCGGUGUUUGUGUCAAGGAGUUCUCCAGCAAAGACCAUGGACUUGCGUGCAUUGAGUUCAGUGAGGACGCGCGAACCAUCCUGGCUGGCGGCAAUGACCAGGUCAUUUACCAAUACGAUGCCAACACGGGUGACAUGAUUGGAGAGAUCAAGGGCCACUCUGGUCUAGUGCGGUCUUUGCAUCUAGACGCCCUCAACAACCGCAUCGUCAGUGGAAGCUACGAUUUCAGCGUCAAAGUCUUCGAUGCCACCUCCGGCGAGCUCUCCAUCGAUCUUCCUGGAUGGACGACGAGCUGGAUGUUGAGCGCUAAGUCAGACUACCGGCGCAUUGUUGCCACCAGCCAGGACUCGCGGACCGUGAUUAUGGAUUUUGGGUAUGGCUUGGAUGGCAUUGACUUGUUGGAGGAGUAA